Saccostrea cuccullata (small rock oyster) is the source of this 419-nucleotide messenger RNA. Its product is annotated as ATP-dependent DNA helicase RecQ-like. The record is from RefSeq and is a predicted model, not a curated record. Gene Ontology annotation, biological process: double-strand break repair via homologous recombination. Gene Ontology annotation, cellular component: cytoplasm; nucleus; chromosome. NCBI's taxonomy places the organism in Eukaryota, Metazoa, Mollusca, Bivalvia, Ostreida, Ostreidae. Bases 12 to 419 code for a protein of 135 amino acids. The transcript is spliced from 3 exons. Gene Ontology annotation, molecular function: 3'-5' DNA helicase activity; nucleic acid binding; four-way junction helicase activity.
ACGUGGUUGAGAUGUUUAAUGUGAAUGAAUUAAAAGACCAACAGAAAGAGAUACUGGAUUCGAUUUUAAGUAAGAAGCACACGGUUGCUGUUUUGCCUACAGGUUAUGGGAAGUCUCUACCAUAUCAGAUGUACAUCCCUGUAUUGAGAGAGAGCCAUGCAGAGACACCCAAGGUGGUGGUUUGUUGCCCUCUUGUGGCUUUGAUGGAGGACCAAGUGAAUCGUUUAAACAGAGUUCCGAUUGUAAGCAUGGCAGGUAAUUCUAUAGAAGGAGAUGAGAGGAUCAAGGCUGGGGAUGUUGACAUCAUUUUUGCCUCACCUGAAGCCCUUGUUGGAGACCCUCAGUGGCGAUGUCACAUGCAGAAGUUGAAUGUUGGUUUGCUGGUGAUAGACGAAUUUCAUACAAUAGCUACAUGGUAG